This is a messenger RNA of Copidosoma floridanum, 372 nucleotides long. RefSeq lists its product as uncharacterized. Lineage: Eukaryota; Metazoa; Arthropoda; Insecta; Hymenoptera; Encyrtidae. The record is from RefSeq and is a predicted model, not a curated record.
AUGGCCCCACUGCCGUCGUCCCGAGUCUCCCCUUCUCGAGCCUUUGUCUGCACUGGGGUGGACAACGCCAGCCCUUUCCAUGUAAUCUCUGCCAGAGGACGAGAAGUCUGGACCACGAAAGGCUACAUUGCCGUUUUUGUGUGCCUAACCACCAAGGCCCUGCACCUGGAGCUGGUCGGCGAUCUCUCAGUUGCGUCCUUCUUGGGCGCCCUUCAACAAUUCGCUGGACGCCGCGGUCAGCCCAGCGAGAUAUCGAGCGACAACGUGACUUGCUUCUGCCGCACUGAUGUCGAGCUGCGCGAUGCCUUGCUGACAGCCCAGCUGGACUGGGGAUUGGUCGCGGGCUCUCUCGCCGAUCAUGGAAUUGCUUGA